Molecule: messenger RNA, 1453 nt
Organism: Culex quinquefasciatus (southern house mosquito)
Lineage: Eukaryota; Metazoa; Arthropoda; Insecta; Diptera; Culicidae
Exons: 3
Coding region: 1-999 (332 amino acids)
Source: RefSeq, a predicted model, not a curated record
AUGGAGCUACGAGAGACCAGCCUACUCCAAGAUCUGACCCCAAACCCAACCGUCGCAGCGGUCGGUCUGCACAUGGCCGGCUACGAGCUGCUCAAGCCGUCGAUUUGGACGAUUCUGAUCGACAAAUGCCCACCAGUUCCGGAAUCUCAGAUCAUCCGGAAUCGUCGUUUCCGCCACCUGGGCGGGAUCGGACCACCUCGGCUCAGCGAGAGCCAUCCACGCCAAGCGUACCGGCGCCGCAAGCAUGGUUCUUCCAUGGCGGCCGGCCAACACACCCAACAAAACAAGAAGCAGCGCGCCAAGCUGCAAGGUAGCCAGCACAUCGCACGACGCUUUCGCCACCGGACGAAGCGACAUUAUCACCAACCGCCGUUGCUGUACGGCACUAGUUGCGAUGGCGGCCGGCUACACUCACCACGAACACCAACCCGCUGGAGCGGAUUCCAGCAACUCUCGCCACGGAGACGUCACAUCGUCGUCCAAACACAAGCAGCGUUGUUCGGGUUACAGCGGUCAUCACGAGAACCGAAACGACCCAGCGAGCUGUCCUCGCACUCUACCGGUCACGGUGGAGCCUCACGCAUCCGCACGUCAGUCGAGUGGACUCCUGGCCUCGCACGGGGAAGGAGCCGCCGGCGCGAGAUCCGGUCUUCACUCUUUAGAAGAGUCGCCAGUCGAGUGGACUCCUGGCCCAAGCUCGGGGGAAUCGAGCGCGUUCCUGGAGCAUCUGUAAAGAGGAACAAGGCCUCGCCGUGUGGGUUCGUGGAACCCCGCGGCUGGGACUUGAUUACAGGCAAGUACCCAUUGUGUUCCUCUCUUACCAGACCCUCAGUCGCCCAUUCUUUCCAGCAACAACCACACCAGCUGAAGAAUGCCGCCCGACAAUCCACCAGAGCGCCAGAACCGUCGAUCCAACCCAGCAGUUGUACGAGGAGCAUCUGUAGCCAGCAAAAAGCCUCGUCACGUGGGUCUGGGAGACAAACUGGACCCCGUGACUGAGACUUAACCCAAGUUAAGUACUCGCUUACCGUACAAGCAGCCCCUGCGCUCACCUCUUCUCGUUACAGCUUGCCACCACUUGGACAUCUACCGCCGGCUCGACGUCGGCCACUGGAAGCUGUAGCGGGAAAACAACGAAGAAGAUGCUUCAACCUGACUACCACAAGUGAUCGUCAUCUACUUGACCACCACAUGUCUCGUCCAUAUGUGUCCAUUCGCGGUUGCGCCCGUGAAAACCCUAAUUUCAUUGGCGGCCGGAAUGUUAAAUACUAUGUGUCUAGUUUUGUAAUGAAAUUUGAUAUUUUGCAACCCUGACAACUAACCAUAGACAAUAAUAAGUGUACUUACCCUAGUUACCUAACCCACCUGUAAAACACACACAAAUUACAUGCAAACACACAACAUACCAACUUGUAAGCCCUACACCAAACAUGUAAAUACCUACAGACAAAAC